This is a messenger RNA of Dama dama (fallow deer), 4476 nucleotides long. RefSeq names its product beta-1,3-galactosyltransferase 2 (gene B3GALT2). Gene Ontology annotation, molecular function: N-acetyl-beta-D-glucosaminide beta-(1,3)-galactosyltransferase activity. Gene Ontology annotation, cellular component: membrane. Bases 871 to 2139 code for a protein of 422 amino acids. The transcript is spliced from 3 exons. NCBI's taxonomy places the organism in Eukaryota, Metazoa, Chordata, Mammalia, Artiodactyla, Cervidae. The record is from RefSeq and is a predicted model, not a curated record.
GAGAGCAUCUGUCAAGCCCACAUUUAAACUGCUGCCUGCCUGUGCAGCAGCUGAGGAACCGUGGAUUUCAUAUUACAGACUAAAACCCCAGUGAAACUGCUCAAAAUCCUUCCUGCAGCUGCCAGGCAACGACGAGAGAGUUAAAUCCUGCUCUUUUCCAAUACAAUCGGAGCACUCCAUUCUAGCUCUGGCUGCUUUACGUUGCAGCUCAGGGUUCUUACUAGAAAUAUGGAUACUGAGAAGAGAAUAGAGCACUGCAUUGUCCGGCCAGGAAGACAGCAGAUGUAAAAAGCUUCAAUGCAUCAACUGUCGGGAAGAGUCGACAGUGCUCCAAACAGAACGAACCACCACAGCUCUUUUGUUUAAAGAAAGAGAAAAUGAAAGAAAGGAAAAACCUCAGAAGAUUAGGACCCAUAUGAACAAGGAAGGGAACGCGAAGACAAGCAGACAGAUGGACACUUUGGACACCGUGAAAAGCAAUCGCAGGAGGCAGACUGUUGGGGGAGGUGUGCGUGUUUGAUAGCAUCUUUUUGCUGGAGCGAUGGCGUGCCAAAAGUAUCUUCAGUGGGCAUAAUCCUCGCCACAUAAAUGGCCUGACCAAGGAAGGAGGGGCCAAUGGAAACAUGCCAAGCAGUGUACUGUGACUAACAGAACUCUGCCAUAAUCAACCUUGCACCGUCUGUCCCACAACUGAUACAUGACCAUUUUACAAAAAAGGCCGCUGACUGUGCACCAUACCACCAAUGAAUGACUGCGAGGGAGACGACGUGACCGAAUUAGAAAAUGACUACCAAAGAACAGUAUUGAUUCAGGAGAAGGACACGUUCCCCAGCCACCAGUGUCUCUCAUCCAUUACUGGAUAUUUACAACAUGCUUCAGUGGAGGAGGAGACACUGCUGCUUUGCAAAGAUGAGCUGGAAUGCCAAGAGGUCCCUGUUUCGGACCCAUCUUAUUGGUGUACUCUCUCUCGUGUUUCUUUUUGCUAUGUUUCUGUUUUUCAAUCAUCAUGACUGGCUGCCAGGCAGAGCUGGAUUCAAAGAAAACCCUGUGACAUACACUUUCCGUGGAUUUCGUUCUACAAAAAGUGAGACAAACCACAGCUCUCUUCGGAACAUUUGGAAAGAAACUGUCCCUCAGACCCUGAGGCCUCAAACAGCAACUGACCCCAACAACACGGAUCUGUCAGUGCAAGGAGUUACAGGGCUGGAGAACACGCUUGGUGCCAACGGAAGCAUUUACAAUGAGAAAGGUACUGGACACCCAAAUGGUUACCAUUUCAAAUACAUCAUCAAUGAACCUGAAAAGUGCCAGGAGAAAAGCCCCUUUUUAAUACUACUUAUCGCUGCGGAACCUGGACAAACAGAAGCCAGACGAGCUAUUCGGCAAACUUGGGGCAAUGAGAGUCUAGCACCUGGUAUUCAAAUCACAAGGAUUUUUCUUUUAGGCGUAAGUAUUAAAUCAAGUGGCUACCUUCAACGUGCAAUAUUGGAAGAAAGCAGACAGUACCACGAUAUUAUCCAACAGGAUUACUUAGAUACAUACUAUAAUCUGACCAUUAAAACACUCAUGGGCAUGAACUGGGUUGCAACAUACUGUCCGCGGAUUCCUUAUGUAAUGAAAACUGACAGUGACAUGUUUGUCAAUACCGAGUAUUUAAUACAUAAGUUAUUGAAGCCAGACCUGCCUCCUAGACAUAACUAUUUUACUGGUUACCUAAUGAGGGGAUAUGCACCCAAUCGAAACAAAGACAGCAAGUGGUACAUGCCACCAGACCUCUACCCUAGUGAACGCUAUCCUGUCUUCUGUUCCGGGACUGGCUAUGUUUUUUCUGGAGAUCUGGCAGAGAAGGUGUUUAAAGCUUCUUUAAGCAUCCGCCGCUUGCACUUGGAAGACGUGUAUGUGGGGAUCUGUCUCGCCAAGCUGAGAAUUGAUCCUGUGCCCCCUCCCAAUGAGUUUGUGUUCAAUCACUGGCGAGUUUCUUACUCAAGCUGUAAAUACAGCCACCUAAUUACCUCUCAUCAGUUCCAGCCUAGCGAACUGAUAAAAUACUGGAACCAUUUACAACAAAAUAAGCACAACGCUUGUGCCAACGCAGCAAAAGAAAAGGCAGGCAGGUAUCGCCACCGUAAACUACAUUAGAAAAGACUUUUUUUCCCCCCAAAACGUGCAGCCUGUAAAAUACUGCUCAACGCAUGUGUAGCUAACAUGAUUGUGAUUACAUCCACAGGAGCAAGUUUUAGUUAGAACCCAUCACAUAAAGGAAUCCAAAAACAUUGUUUUUAAUUUCUGAAGAAGGUAAUUCUUAAAAAUACAUUAUAUAACAAAAAAGUAUCCCAAAACAACCUAUUAAAAAAUCUACUUAAAAAAAUCCACAUAGGGGGAUUCUGUGUAUUAACAUGCAAUAACAGGCAUGCAUACAUCAAUGGUUCGAAUCUUACGUUAGGGGCCAAGAGGAUGUAUCUGCAUGUUUUCCACGUAAAUUUUAAUUUAAGAAAAUGGAGAUGGUCAAAAGACUCUUCAUUUUAGAUUUAGUUUUCCAUUUCAAUGUAUGUAAAUAAAACAUUACUGUUAAUUUUAAGCAAACUUUAUAAUUGUGCAAAGGACAAAUUUUCUGACCUCUUCUAGAGUUCUAAAAACCAUAUUCCAUGCAAUAAGAUUUAGUUGCAGUAUUCCAUAAACAUAGUUAUAAAGUUCAGAGGUUUCAGCAAUGAAGUUCUCAUCCAAGUAUUCACUUUUUAAAAACAACUGAGAUGUUCAUUUUCUUUUAUCAGUACUCACAUUUAUUGGGGGAAAUUAUUUUGACAUGACGUGAUAAAAUGUGAAAAAUUAAUGUGUCUCAGGCUCAAGUUUUUAUAAAAAAAAAAAAAUUAAAUGUUCAAAACAGAAAGUUUGUUUCCUCGUUGGUGUUCAGGGCCAAGCUAGUACUUCACUGAUUUCCUCAAUCAGCCAGUUACUGCACUCUCAAGGAGCCUCACCACUUAACUUCAAGCAUAUCUGAAAAAAAAUCUAUCCUUCUCCUCUAACUGAAGCAACCGUGAUUACUUAUAGGCACAAACAGAAUGCACUGUUGAAAACAGAUAAAGGGUAAAGGGUGCAGCAGCAGUUUCAUUCAAUACAUUUUAAGAUGCAUGUCUGCCAAACCACAACAUAUGGGAAGUUUAUUUCCUGACAGCAGGUGUACACAUGCCGAUACUUCAUCAUUUUAUGGCACCUACUUCGUUCUCUGAGUGCCAAGUUUACAAACCUGCAGUUUUUAAUUUGGUGGGUGACAAAUAUCCUGUCCCACCGAUUAAAAACUUUCGGGGAGGGAUGGGGGAAAAACUACAAAUGUUUGAUGAAACACUUGAUUCUAGGAUGAACAAUGUAUACAAUGCACUUUUACGAAGUUUUUAAUAAAAAGGGUAAACAAAAAACCUUCACUGAGUGUUAUGGUCCAAAUAUUUCACAGAAAUUUUGUUGGCUCCAUUACAAAUUUUAAAAUCAAGAAAUACUAACCCAUUAAUUUUAAAACAGUGCUUUCAUUUCAUACCAGUAUAUAAAUCUAUCAAUCUUGAUUCAGUAAGGAUGUUACUUAUGCUAAUUCUAACAUCAAUCAUUUUUACCCUUGAUUCUAUUCUGAAGAGUUAUCCACUGAAACAUCUAUUAAAGUUCAAAAUCACCGAGACUGUUUCAGUACUUAUAAUUUAAUGUGUUUAAUUCUACUGAUACUCGGCUUAUCUCCCAUUUUUAAUUCAGUCAUCUAAACGUUCUGUUCUACACAGAAUAAUUCUGAAUGCUGAGCUACAUUACCCCAGCUCUUGGUAAGGUCUGUUUUUCACAUACUUUAUUCUGUAUGGUCAUAAAAAGACUAAAAUUAUUAAGUACCAAAAUUACUAGACAAAGGUCACACAUAGGAGGAUAAUACCAAAUUAGUGUGAUGAAAAGUAAAAGGAACCCUUCCCUCAGUAUAGAGAAUUCUAUUAAUACUUCAGAAGUUUUCUUUUUUAAAAGUGUAUGUGCACAUGUGCGCAUGCACAGGUGUACACACUCAGAAACAGAAUCCAAACACUGUUUGUACAAAUUAUUACUACAGUGCAGUAUCUUUAAAAGAUAGUAUUUUCCUACCAGAAAAAUUCAAGUUUAAAAAGAUAACUAAUGAAAAAUAGAAUUCUUAACAGACAAUUCAAUUCCUAUCUCAGGUGUCAAUUUAAAAUCAUUUCUAUAUACCUGAUAACACCAUAUUGAAAAUUUAUGGGAAUCUGAUGACCCUCCAAGUUCUCAAAGAGCACUGAAUCAAAUAACAAAGUGCUUUAGUACUGCUAAAAAUCCUUAUUUUAAAAUCAAUAUUCUAUUAUUAUUUUUGACCUUCCAUUCUGAAUAUGCAAGCUGAUUUCUUUCAGCAGGAUGAUUUUCAUGUUCAUAUUAUGAUUUAAAAAAUACAAUGCUUAUUCAAACAUCUCACCAAAUACUAAUUAUGCCAAGUACCAUGUGAUUUUU